Molecule: messenger RNA, 322 nt
Organism: Funneliformis mosseae
Lineage: Eukaryota; Fungi; Glomeromycota; Glomeromycetes; Glomerales; Glomeraceae
Source: the annotation of a GenBank genome assembly
AUGACGUCUGCGCCAACGAGUGGAAUGGAAACUAACAACGUUGCAAAUCAACAACCACCAAUUGAUUUAUUUCAAAAAGAUCCUUCAGAUGUAUAUCUAUGGAAAGAGCAAUGUGACCAACAAGAAGAUGAAAAUAUUCCCAAUAAAUCAGCAAACGUAAUUUCAUCCGGUAGAGACAAAAUAAUGAAUACAAACAUGUUCGACCGCAACAUAAAUGACUUUGAGAUGCAAAAAAACAAAUCUACUCAAGACUUGAUUGAACGUAUUCCUAAUUUAUAUCGUUUAUUAUACUUGUAUAAAGACGAUGGUUCGAAUGGUCUUG